Messenger RNA from Sitodiplosis mosellana (orange wheat blossom midge), 934 nucleotides. RefSeq names its product CARD- and ANK-domain containing inflammasome adapter protein-like. Lineage: Eukaryota; Metazoa; Arthropoda; Insecta; Diptera; Cecidomyiidae. Gene Ontology annotation, molecular function: protein binding. The transcript has 7 exons. The record is from RefSeq and is a predicted model, not a curated record. The annotation marks the transcript as partial.
UUCUUAAUCGGCGAUGUGGGUGGAGCACCAUCCGGAAGGGACGUACACGCAAGAGACGAACAAGGAAAUACAGCUCUGCAUUUUGCUGCUGAUACUGGUAAUUUGAAGGAAGCAAAAAAGCUCAUCGCUGAAGGAGCCAUUUUUGAUAGUGAAAAUAAUAUGAAAUCGACACCUCUUCAUAUAGCUGCUUUUAAAGGGCACAAAGAUAUUGCUAAACUUCUCAUCGGCAAAGGGGCCAAACUUGAUAGUAAAAAUAAUUUGGGAAAUACACCUCUUCAUUAUGCUGCUGAGUAUGGUUACAAAAGUAUCGCUAAGCUUCUCAUCGAUAAAGGAGCCAAUACUGGUAUUAAAAAUAAUGCGAAUCGUGUACCUCUUCAAUAUGCUGCUCAGAAUGGCAACGAUGAUGUCGUCAAACUUUUUGUCGGUAAAGGAAAGAAAAUUAAUAUGGAAGAGCAAUUGGAAUAGAUUCAAUAUGCUGCCAACAAUGGUGGCGAAUAGCUGAAUAAUCGGAUGAUUUCUUUCAGUUCCCGUAUUCAAUUGUAGUGCCAUAUUUUAAAUAAAUUGCCAUAAAUUCAACCAUGCCGAUGUUGUUACUUUGUUGGAACAUCGGUUUUCAGGAAAAAAACAGCUCAAAAUUUUUCAAUUGUUCAUGGUAUUGAAUGGUUUUCUCCUGGAUUUGUGCAACCCCAAACCCCAAACGUGCUGAAUAUGAAACGCGAUCUGAAUGAGUGAUAUCUCGUAGGUAACCAUCGAGAGACAUCACAUCCAAAUCGAAUAUUUGUUGAAGAAAUCCAGCGGAAGAAUGUUCUACCCGAAACCUAAGCCACAAGCGGUCCACAUUAAAAAUCCAAUUAGUUCUUUUGACAGAAUGUAAAUAAAUUGUUCCGAGUAAAUCGUAAGAAUUAAUCCAAAUUUCAAUCUGGUUUGAACCGUG